This is a messenger RNA of Sceloporus undulatus (fence lizard), 3605 nucleotides long. Its product is annotated as beta-1,3-galactosyltransferase 2-like. Lineage: Eukaryota; Metazoa; Chordata; Lepidosauria; Squamata; Phrynosomatidae. The record is from RefSeq and is a predicted model, not a curated record. The transcript is spliced from 2 exons. The coding region runs from base 305 to 1426 and encodes 373 amino acids. Gene Ontology annotation, molecular function: N-acetyl-beta-D-glucosaminide beta-(1,3)-galactosyltransferase activity. Gene Ontology annotation, cellular component: membrane.
GACAUUCUGAGCCUGUGUUCAGAAGUAAUUAAAAAUGUACAAUUGAAAACUGUGUCCCUAAUGUUUGAAUUCUUUAUCAGGGUUUUUGCAAGAGCGUACAUAUUUGGAAAAGAGAAAAUGUGGAAACAGAGGAAAAGUAGAGGUUAAACCGAGGCAAAAGGAGAGUGAAGGAAGCAUAACAGGCCAUCAUUCCUGCUGGAACAAAUAGAAGAAGUGCAAAGGAAUACACCAGAAACAAACCUAAAGGUAGCUUUGACUGAAAUCUCUUCAAGACAUGAUCCAAAUAGAGCUUUGAAAGACAAACAUGAAGGCCCUCACAUGCCAGCUACAAGCCUUGCCUACUUUGCUGUUUGCUCUGUCCUCUACGUUUCUUUUCCUCCUUGUUGCUUGGCCUAAAAGUGAAUUUUCUGAAAAAAACCCUCUGAUGUUGAAACUCUGCAGCAAUCCCCAAAGCAGCCCAAAUUCUGCACAGGAGCAGAAUUUGAAUGUCCCAGAAUUUGAAUGGGAAGCUGUACUUGAGCAGGGAAAAGAGGCCAGCUCCCUUGCCUUGCAAUCUCCUGCACCAUCAGCAGCAACCACACACCAUCCCUUAGAGGUUAUCUAUUCCAAAGGGUAUAAAUUCCGUCUCAAUGAACCUGAUAAGUGCCAGGAGAGGCCCCCUUUCCUGGUCUUGUUUGUGAUAACAGAGCCCCAAGAUAUUGCCAGGAGGAAAGCCAUCCGGCAGACCUGGGGCAAUGAGAGCUCUGUGCCUGGCGUCUCCAUCCUCCGCAUUUUUUUGACUGGCGUACAUCCCUUAUUUGGGUCCCUACUCCAGCCCUUGCUAGAAGAGGAGAGUUCCAUCUACAGAGACAUUAUCCAGCAAGACUUCCUGGACACCUACAACAACCUUACCCUGAAGACGCUGAUGGGCAUGGAGUGGGUCACCAAGUUCUGUCCCAAUGUCCCAUAUGUCAUGAAGGCAGACAGCGACAUCUUUCUGAAUGUGGAAUACCUGGUGUCGCAGCUGCUACAGCCUCACCUGCCCCCCAAGAAAAACUACAUGACGGGGUACAUCUACCGCAACACAAAGCCAAUCCGGGACAAGGCCUACAAAUGGUAUGUGCCAUGGGAGGUGUAUCCCAAUGACACCUACCCACCCUACUGCGGAGGCCCUGGGUAUGUGCUUUCUGGGGAUCUGGCCAAGAAGAUCUACCAGGUGGCUCAGACCAUCAAAGUAAUCAACAUGGAAGAUUCUUUCAUGGGGAUCUGCCUUCAUGAACUGGGCAUUAGUGUGACAGACAGCCCCAGGGGUCUCUUCAAUGUUUAUAAAAUCACCUAUGAGAAGUGCCAAUUCUCUAAGCUCAUAGUUGUACAUCACUAUGGGCCUGAGGAAUUGCUGCAGAUUUGGCCAAGCUUUCAGGAUCAGAAUAAAACUUGUACUAGCUAAAGACACAGGGAGAUGAGCUCUUGCAGGAAAGCUGGUGUGGAGGACUAGAGGCCAUAUGAAGGCCACAAGAUGCAACGUUAGACAUUUACACUUGACCCAAACAUAUGCUGCUAAAUGUGCACACAUAGAGGAGUGAAAAUGUCUUGUAGUUGUGUCAUAAUGUUAAAAGAUCACACAGGAGAUCCCUCUGCUUUUGUGACCUCAAAAGUAAGUUUCUCCCACCUAAGUUUGGUUUUGUUCAUACUCCUACCCUCUGGGACUGUUCUUGUUUAGUCUAUUCUGGACUGUAGUUGUACCCUGGACACAUUUACACAGUGACGCUGCCAAGUCAACAGUGAUGGUGCUAAGCCAACAGCCUCAGAAUUGUGAGACCAUGUGCUCACCUAUCAGAACAUCAACAUCUUCUUGACAUGCAUGUCCUGUGGUGUGCGAUCACACAACGUGACUCCCAUUCAUAAUUUUUUGGAAUAGGUCAUCAGAAAGAAGACAGUACAAAGCUGCAGUCUUAUCGGCAACUUUUAUUCACAACUUUUUUGGGGCGUGUGAUAUUUUGGAAUAUACACAAGAAGAAAGGUGACUUUUGAGUUGUGUCAAAUGUCAAUAAUUGGCAACAAGAGGCUGUGCUUAAACAUUUGAGAUGACUAAAUACAGACUUAAUAUAGAUGAUGGAUGGCUACGUUAUUUAGCCUCACCCUUAAGAGUUUGCAUGAUAAUUUAUUUUUAUUUACCUGUAUUUAUAAGACACUUAUAUCUAGAGAUUCCGAAACAGCCCACUCAAAUAAUUAAAAUAUACAAUUUUUUUAAAAAAUGUAAAAUCAAUUUCCUAUAUAAAGUGAUAUAAAUUAGUAGAUGUUUCUUCAACAUGAAUCUUAAAAAAAGAAAAAAAAAAGAAUUGUUAGUACAUGCCUAAUCUCAGAGAAAUCUUAUUCCAUAGGGUGCCACCAUGUUAAAUGCCUUGGUCUGAACUACUAUGGAGUAAACCUCAGGAACCUAUGGCAUUAUGAGGAAGGCUUCUCCAGAUGAUUUGAAAAACUAAGUGGGUUUAUAUCUGAAAAGGCAUUCUUUCAGGUGAGCAUAUCCCAAGUUGUUUAGGAUGUUAUACAAUGAAAACCUUGAUCCUAAUGUGAGACAAAUAGGAAGCCAAUCCAAUUUUUUCAGCAGGGUCAAACCUUACAGCCAAAAGAUGGUGUCACUUAACUAAAAUUUCCAUACUACCUCCAGGUUCUGGACCAGUAUUAUUAACAGAUUAGCCCACAUGAAGCAAACUGCAACAAUCCAUCCCGGAGGCUAUUAUUACCUGAACCACUGUGGCCAAACCCUUGGUCCAAGAAUGGCCCAGCAGGCCUAUUAAUCUGGUCAAAGGCACUCGAGGCUGUCAAAACAGUUGGCCUGUUGAGCUCCCAGACCUGUGAACCACCCGCCUACAAGACCCCUACAUAUUGCCAGAUUCAGCCUCAGCACAUUGGCUCCAGGCCAGCACUGCAUCCAGGCAUUGGUCCAGGGUUCGUACUGUCAAGCUUGAUUCAGGUGACACAGAGGUUUGCUCUAACACUCCUGGAAAUUCCUCCCAACAGCGUCACAUAGGACAGGUGUUGCAUGGGGGCCAAAAUGGUUGCCUGAACCAUCUCAUAACACAAUUGCCAGGAAUCUAAGAAACAGUCUUCCAGGAACCAAUCCUCAAGGCUGCAAGAGUAAGACACCAGAGGCCAUUGCACCAAAUCCAAGCCUACUGAAUAAGUCCAGGAGGAUUCUAUGGUCAAUGGUAUCAAAAGCCACUGCAAGCAAGCAAGAGUAAGAGUAUGGCCCUCUCUUUGUUGGUCUCUUGAAGAGGUCAUCCACCAGGACACACAAAACUGAGUCCACAAAUUCAGGCUCAGUUUCACACUCUCUGACCUCUCCAUGAGAGAUUGCUGGGAGUGGAGGAGGUGUUUAAACCUGUGGAAUGGUUUAUUUUUAGCCAGCUGACAUUAUUGCUUUAUAUUUUUAAAAAUCUAACCUGUUUAAAUUGAGUUUACUUGUAUACCACGCUGCGAACCUAUGAUACUGGGCAGGGGAAGGGAGGAAAAUAUUUUAAUAAAUAAUAAAAACAAGAAGAGCUUGCACCACUUUUGGUCUGUUGAUGUUGUUGCAUGACUUCAAUCCAUUUCUGACACAUGACAACCCUAAAGCAAACCUAUCA